Messenger RNA from Ostrea edulis (European flat oyster), 4114 nucleotides. Its product is annotated as fibrillin-1-like. The transcript is spliced from 30 exons. Lineage: Eukaryota; Metazoa; Mollusca; Bivalvia; Ostreida; Ostreidae. Gene Ontology annotation, molecular function: calcium ion binding; chitin binding. Bases 17 to 3925 code for a protein of 1302 amino acids. The record is from RefSeq and is a predicted model, not a curated record. Gene Ontology annotation, cellular component: extracellular region.
UAUACGUCUGCCCGAGAUGGACUUUUUAUACAGUGCUUUGCUCUUUCUCACGUUUUGUUUGCCUUAUGUUUUGUCUCAGUGUGACAAUGAACUGUCUAUACCGCUGGGACUAGAGACCUUCCGGAUGAAAUUCCCUUCGGACAAUAAAACCGUAUACGGAACGUUUCUAUUAUGUGAAUGGCGAUUUGUGACAGAUAGUCCAGAAAAAGGAAUAGUGUAUCAGCUCUCUAAUAUAGGCAUUGAUUGUGGAGAUACGCUGCUCGUUUACACUGAUACCCCAGACUACGAUAAAGGAAUAUGCUGCACGAAUUGCAAUAAAGACGCUCUUAUGACGCCAGGAGCAUUGCUUAAAAUGUCGUUGAAUUCUGAUGGGACUACAAAUGCUCACGAAUCUGGCUUCACUCUGGAUCUGAUUGCUGCUAAAGGUUUUGAAACUUGCCCCACCCAGCCGAUUCAAGUGACUUCAGAGAAACAGCAGAUUGCGUCUCCUCAAUUUCCUGGUCAAUAUCUUGCUAACUUAAACUGCAAAAUAGAGCUUACAGCCCCGAGUGGAGUGACCCUUAGAUUUGAAUACAUUGAUGUGGAAACGCACACGGAGUGUCACAAGUCUUGUUGUGAUGUCAUUCACAUCUAUGAAGGUACUAUAAAACCAGGGAAUGAACCGAUUUCUUCGAUAUGUUAUAAAAAUAACUUCAAGCCCGACUUAAUGUUUGAGAGCACUGGGACGACCUUGACCCUACAGCUGGUUACUGAUGAUCAAGUUCCGAGGAGAGGAUUUGUAGCCAUAGUUCAAGCUAAAGAAGGCAAUUCUACGUUGGUCACUGUAACCCCUGAGGUGACAGAUGCAACCGUCCCACUAAUAACAGAACCAAGUCAUGACGUCUUUGAAACGCUUACGUAUAGUAGAUUUGAACUUCGCUGCGACAUACCCACAUUAGAAAAUGGCAUCGAUAUCACAUGGACUAAAGAUGGGUCUCCUUUUCGACCUGUUUUGGAUUCUAGCAGAGUGUACUUCAUGGAGGAUAAAAGUCUCGUUAUAUUUACGUCCAUUUUGAAAGAGGAUGGUGGUCUCUAUGUAUGUGAAGCUGAUAGCCCAUUUCAUCCAACGUACACUGGGCGGAUCAUCGUCAAAGACAGAGGACUGAAUUGUGACCAAAACACCUGUCUUAAUGGAGGGACAUGCUUUGAAACGACCAACUCUUACAGAUGUGAGUGUGUUCCAGGGUAUGAAGGGACACGCUGUGAGAAAGAUAUAGAUGAAUGUCAAGAACUCAACAUAUGCAACAACGGAUCUUGUAUCAACACCCAGGGUUCAUACAACUGUGAUUGUCAGGCUUUAUCUGGAUGGACCGGGGACUUUUGCGAUGUGGACGUGAACGAAUGUGAAGUCAACCAAUCCUUAUGUGCACCACAUGGGGUUUGCGUGAACACGAAGGGUGGUUUUGUUUGUCAGUGCAACGAUGGUUGGAUGGGAUUCCACUGUCAAAAAGAUAUAGAUGAAUGCGAGAGCAUGACGUCCGUGUGUUCGGGGAAUGGUCGAUGCUCAAAUAGACCAGGUAGCUUUUCUUGUGAGUGUAACGCUGGAUGGAAAGGACCGAUGUGCUCCGUAAAAGAUGAAUCCAGUUGUAUUCACAUUCCAUGUAAACAUAACGGAUCGUGUUUGUUGGAUGAUACAACAAAGAAGUAUCAUUGUGUCUGUGCUGAAGGAUUUGAAGGUGAAUACUGCCAAAAAGAUAUAGAUGAAUGCAAGACCAUGAAGACUGUGUGUUCAGGGAAUGGUCGUUGCUUAAAUGAACCUGGUAGCUUUUCUUGUGUGUGCAACGUUGGAUGGAAAGGACCGAGAUGCUCCGUUAAAGUGGAACCCAGUUGCAUUCAAAUUCCAUGUAAACAUAACGGAUCAUGUUUGAUGGAUGAUACAACAAAGAAGUAUCGAUGUGUAUGUGCCAAAGGAUUUGAAGGUGAAUACUGCCAAAAAGAUAUAGAUGAAUGCAAUACCAUAAAGUCCUUGUGUUCAGGGAAUGGUCGUUGCUUAAAUGAACCUGGUAGCUUUUCUUGUGUGUGCAACGCUGGAUGGAAAGGGCCUAGGUGCUCCGUUAAAGUGGAACCUAGCUGCAUUCAAAUUCCAUGUAAACAUAAUGGAUCGUGUUUGUUGGAUGAUAUAUCAAACAAGUAUCAUUGUGUCUGUGCAGAAGGGUUUGAAGGUGAAUAUUGUCAAAAAGAUAUAGAUGAGUGCAAAACAAUAACCUCUGCGUGCUCAGGAAAUGGACGUUGCAUAAACCGUCCAGGAGGUUUCUCCUGUGUGUGUGAUUCUGGAUGGGAAGGGUCGAGAUGUUCCAUUAAAGUGAAACCCAGCUGCAUUCAAAUACCCUGUAAAGAUGGUGGCUCCUGUAUUCUGAAUGAUACCACUAACUCGUACCGUUGUGUGUGUGCUGAUGGAUUUGAAGGUGAAUUCUGCGGAAAAGAUAUCAACGAAUGUGUGACUUUAUGGAGACCUUGUUCUGGCCGCGGGAAGUGUGUCAACUCUUAUGGCAGUUACUUCUGUAGGUGCUUUGCAGACUGGGAAGGGAAAAGAUGCGAAAAAAGGAUUGAUCCAUGUUUGUCGAAUCCUUGUCCGAAUAAAUCAGUGUGUAAUAUGAAAGGGUAUUCCUAUAAAUGCACCUGCCUGAUCGGAUGGGAAGGACCGAACUGUGACCAAGAGGUAAAGAAAGCUACAGGUCCAUGUGCCGUUAAAUGUGAAGGUCAGGAAUCAUGUUAUAUGGAACACAAUUGCACACACUACGAACAUUGUUACGCAUGGAACGCCGCCCAGUGUCACUGCACUCUGAUGAUAUGUUCGUUUGGAACGUUUUGGAACUCCAAGAUCAACACUUGUGACAGAGUUCCAAAGGUACUCUGUAAAUCUGAUCCAUGUCUUACUCUAGGCUUUCAAGCAACCUAUCCGAGUAACUUCAAUUGUCGCACAUUCUAUAUGUGCAACAAAAACAAGCAGUCAUUGGCAAUGUGUUGUGCAAAAGGAUAUUCAUAUGACCAUAAACAUCAGGGAUGUAAACCUAGUCCACAUUGCAACUUAGAAUGUUCCGAACAACCGAAGACCAUCACAACCGUAGCCCCAUCGCCCACCUCAGUUCCUUUGGAAAUGUGUUACUUUCGUGCCAUUAAUGGACGUCCUGAGAAAUACUACAACACGAUAUCCCGGAUACAACAAGACUGUCCCCUAGGAACGGUGUUCAAGUCUAUGUACUGCGUCUGUGUAGAAGAUGUAACAUUCACUAGUCGAUUGUGUGUUCCCUUGGUGUAUGUAGAUUUUGCGGGAGAUGACAUCAGAAACCUAUACCGCCAAAACUACAUCGAGGUGAAAAAUGUGUUCCAAGUACAAUUCCGCAAUGUAAAAGUGUUCUACGGACUUUUUAACGAGACUUCGUCUAGUAUACAGGUUCCACGACUCAGUACAGUUGCAUUGUCUCGUCUAAUGAUACAACUUCGGUUUUUUUCUUCGAAAUCCAUCGGACCUAGAUAUCAGAAUUUGGUAUCAAAUUGUCACUCCUCUGCAAAACCUUGGGACAUUCCUCAACUUGCCCGAGGUCAGACUCCGUCCUUGGCCAUCGUGGCUGAUACAGUAGAUAAACAUUUGACCUUCUUGGGGUAUAGUGAUGACUGGAGAGCUAGACCUGUGAUAUUUGCCUUACCAUAUAAGGAUAACGCUUGGAAUAAUGUAGAACUUACGUUUAAUGGCAACAGCUUGCGAGGAAGGAUACGCUCACAAAAUCCAAACAAUACAACUUUUGAAAGUAAAGAUGAGAAGCCAUUAUCAGGGAGAAUAGCAGCAUCGUUUGGCCCUCUUAUCCUGGGAAGGUGCACAGACAAUGAUGCGUUUUCUGGUUAUAUGGAUAUGGUUAAAGUAUAUGACUGCAUUCCGGCACCUUGAUCUCAUCUUGAAGAAAUUCCACUCUGUGUUUCCCUGACUGUGUCUGGAUUUUUUCCACAUGGUUUUCUAUCCACUAUUUAUAAUCUGUGUUAUGUGUUAUUCCACAUCCAUCAUUUUCAAUCUAGCCAAUGAUUUAUAUUUUGUUUAUCUAUGAUGUACGUUAUGCAAUAAACAUGUACAAAUAUGCAA